UGCAGCACUACCGGGAGUGAAAUGUGGGCACAACAAUAAAAAGAACGACUCUCAAAUACGACUCGUAUCCCUUACCAAAAAGAGCCGUUCAAAAGAAUCGGAUCGUUCACGAACAUAACAUCAACUGACUUCACUACGGCGCACAGCUGCAACAACAGACACUUCCGGCGACUAUAAGCUAAAAGCUCACGCAGUGUGUGAUUCUCUGUCCUUAGCUUCACAGCUGUUUAACUCUUUACAGCUGACAGCGUGCAUUCUUGCAUCCAUUGCUCUGCCCUGCGCAGACUCUAAUAAUCGAGCACCGAGCAGAGACAGUGCCUCACAACAACAUCCUCGUCCUCGGAGUGCCACACCUCUCUAAUAUCAUCUCUCUCAGGUGGUCUCUGUUUACCUGGGGAGUGCAACACAUAAACACACCUGUUCUGUGUUCGACACGAAGCUUUACUAGUGCUGCAACAGGCAGGAUGAAGAGUCCACCUUGGCCCAAAGGAAGGAAACUGGUUCACCUGGAUUUGAAAGGUGCCCCCCCGAGAGUAGGAUACCUUCACAGGCUGAUCGAGCUGUUCUCUCAGCUGGGGCUGGAUGGCCUGCUGGUGGAGUACGAGGACAUGUUUCCUUAUGAGGGGGAACUGAAGCUGCUGCAGGCCACAGUGCAACCUGCUUACAGCCGAGAGGAGGUUUUAUCUAUGCAGGAAUUUGCUAAAUGUAAAGGCCUGGAGGUCAUCCCGCUUGUGCAGACAUUUGGUCACAUGGAGUUUGUGUUGAAGCAUCGGCCCCUGUGGAGCCUGAGGGAGGUGGCGCACUGCGUGGGCACGCUGAACCCCCACAGAGAGGGGGGGGUGCAGCUGGUGAUGGAGAUGCUGAGGCAGGUGGUGGAGCUGCAUCCAGGUUUAAAUACGCUGCACAUCGGAGCAGACGAGGUGUACAUGCUGGGCGACGGGGACGAGUCCAAACUGUGGUUGGCCUCACCUGGACGUACGGUGGAGCAACUUUUCCUGAGUCAUGUGACCAAGGUGGCCCAGGCCGUCAAGGAGGCGUGGCCACACAUGAGCGUCAUCAUGUGGGAUGAUAUGAUGAGAGGCAUGAGCCCGGACACACUGAAGGCUAGUGGUCUCGUGGGACUCGUGCAGCCCAUGUUGUGGGACUACACCCCUAAUCUGGAUGUGGACACGACUGUGUCUCUGCUGGAGAAGUACUGCAGCGCCGGUAUGUCGGACCUGUGGGCAGCCAGCUCCUUCAAAGGCUCCACCUGCGUUUACACCUGUGUGCCCAGCACGCAGAGGCACGUGGAUAACCAUGUGCAGUGGCUGCAGGUGGCUGCGUCUCUCUCUGCUGCUGUCAACCUGCAGGGCAUCGCCAUCACGGGCUGGCAAAGGUAUGACCACCUGUCCGUGCUGUGUGAGCUGAUGCACGUUGCUCUUCCAUCGCUGGCAGCUUGUCUGCAAACACUCAUCCGCGGUCAGUUCAGCGCUGAGGCUCAGAGCAGCGUAACCGAGAGCCUGGGCAUCUCCUCAGUGGAGGCGCAGGCCAUGGGGAGGACUUCUGCGGACGACUCGCUGUUCCCGGGAAGGAGACUGGCCGAGUUAACCGUGGAGCUCGACUCUCUGCUGAACUCGGAGGACAUACGGUUCUUUGACAACAACAUGUAUGUGAGAGGAUGGUUCAGCUCUUACCACCGCCAGAGGAAGACGGUCACCUCCCUCAUCACCAUGCAGAUUCACAGCCAAGCGUUAACGUAUUUGACUACAUUACAGGAGAAGGUGGCGGCAGUGAGGGAGGAGAUGGUGCGUCUGUACCCGGAGUCCACAGCCGAGGAGUGGAUCGAGGAGCACGUCAGCCCCGUGGUGGCUCCUCUGCAGAGGAUUACUGACGACAUCACCGCCCGCCUCAACGAGACGCAGCCGUAGAAUACUUUGCACAGAAUCAAAUGCAUGUUCGCAACCGGAUCGCUCUCAGAUUCUGCUCCUAGUGACACAUCGAGCAACUUGUUCAGAGCAUUAAGGGAAACAGCAGGAAAUAUAUUCAUAUGAUGGCGCUCAAAGUUAACGCCACAACACAUCAGCCCAAAGUCAUUGUAACGCCACUAAUUGUUUUGACGCCGUUAUAACUCUUUGACCGAAGUCGGAUUGCAACUAGCAAGUAAUUAAUAAAGAAAAAGUAUUAUUUGCAUAAAACAAAUCUCAUGUUGAGUAUUAAAUAUGAAAUGAAUUAACGCGCAAAGCUUUGCAAAUAAUCGAGAUUAAAUAUUUGAAUUGAUCGACAGCCUUGAUUCAAUUAUGAUAUUGUAAUUCAUUCCCGAUGCGGCUCAGGUUCUCUGCUAACGGCUCCCGCUCUGCAGCAACACAAUUAUUAUGACUCUCACUGGAAUACAGAAACGGGCACAACACGCAGGGAGUUGAUUUCCCCAUCGUGUGUGUGAACACGUUAGCAGCUUGUGUUCUCCACCACUUUGUGCCAUAAAGCCGCAGCAGACGAAGUAAAAGUGAAGCUUCUAUGGAACCGAUGGCGACGUCAUCGUCCGGCCAUCAUGUUGAGCAAUCCACAUGUACUGAAUGAGAAGUGUCUUUAAAUUCACAGGAGUGCUUCUACCUGUGUUUGUUUGUAUGUUUUAUAAUUACAAUAAACAAAAUCAACCAUCAAAACAUCUUCAUUUCCUUU
Messenger RNA from Cottoperca gobio, 2658 nucleotides. RefSeq names its product hexosaminidase d (gene hexd). The transcript has 11 exons. Bases 465 to 1907 code for a protein of 480 amino acids. Lineage: Eukaryota; Metazoa; Chordata; Actinopteri; Perciformes; Bovichtidae. The record is from RefSeq and is a predicted model, not a curated record. Gene Ontology annotation, biological process: carbohydrate metabolic process. Gene Ontology annotation, molecular function: hexosaminidase activity.